ACAGGCUUACCGGUAAUGUCCGAAGUUCUGAUUGGUAAUCUGAUGGCUUCUCUGAUUGGGUAUCCCUUCCUAAGCGAGCAGCGAGAGGACCGCAGCUGUUUGAACAGCCGACCACAGUCGACAUCCAGUCGACAUUGGUCGACAUGGUCGACACUUAGGUUAGAACCAAAAAGUCAAGCAAAGUCAAUGUUUAUAAUUAAUAUUAAUAUUAUAAAUAUGGUACGAAGAUGCGAAGUUUUUGGCUGUCCUGUUAGACAAAGUCAGGGGUUACGAUUAUUUUACUUUCCAAAAUGUGGAAAACAACGUUUAUCUUGGCUAUCUUGGAUAAGAGUCAAACGACCUGGAUGGAUUCCUAAAACGAAUAGUCGUAUAUGUGAAUUGCACUUUGCUCUAAAUUGUUAUGAGAAGCGACAGGAUGGCAAGAAAAUAUUAAAAAACACAGCUAUACCCAGUUUGCAACAAGAGUCAUUAGAAAACCAGUCAUUUGAAAAUCCAGAGCUACAAAGAGAAACAUUAAAAUACAUGGAAAAUGCAGAGCAUUUAAAGGCAUCAUUGAAAGGAUUUCAAACUUCUAAAACUAAAGUUUAUUUAUCGUAUAUUACUAAUGUUUUUCAUGCGAAAAAAUCAAUCGUUUUACAUGAUUCAGAUUGUUCAACAUCUGUUUUAUCAAAGAAAUUGCAAUCUCAAGUGUCUUCUGUUAGAGACUCUACAGUAGAUAAAGGAAUUACUGAAUCAUCUGAAUCAAGUAAUAAUACUUCUUUGAGCCAUCCUGAUUAUUCUUUUUUAAAUGACUCUAUGCCAAUAGAAGUUACACAGUCAUUCUUAUUUUGUCCAGUUAACAAAUCUGAUAUACCUAUAGAAAAUGACGAAAGUUUUAUACAAUCUAAUCUAACAGAAAAUGUCAACACUCAAACAAAUAUAUUUGAAUAUAAUAAUGUCAAUACUCAAACUAAUACAUUUGAACGUCAUAAUAUCAGCACUCAAACAAAUAUAUUUGAAUAUAAUAAUGUCAGUACUCAAACUAAUACAUUUGAACGUCAUAAUAUCAGCACUCAAACAGAUAUGUUUGAUAUCAGUAUUCAAACAAAUAAAUUUGAAUAUAACAAUAUUUCUGCUGAUAAUUUUGUAACAAUCGUUGAGGCAUUAAAGAAAGAGAUAGCUGAGAAACAGAAAAGAAUUGAAAGCCUUGAAAAGCAGCAUAAUAUUAUUAAAAAAACUAGUAAUAAAGUUUAUAAAAUGUAUUCUGUCACUAAACACAAGUAUGCAGCUCAUUACAAACAAGUAAAACUCUUGAAAAAAAAUAAAAACAAGAUUUAUGGUAUUCUUGACAAGAAGUUGCAUCUAGAUCAAAUAGAAGCUUUAAAUAGAAAAUCAAAUAAUGGAUUAAAAUAGAGCUUUGCUACUAUAAAAGAUGCUCUUGUUUUUAAAAUGAAAUGGGGAACACAAGGUUACACCGAUUUUGUUAAGCGUCUUCCUAUUUAUCCUAGCAUUCGGACAUUGCAAAGACAAUUAUUUCAUUUAAAAUUUAAUAGCGGUAUUCUAUUAGAAGUGUUUGACAUGAUGAAGAUUGAAGUACCUUGUAUGACCAUAGAAGAAAGAGAAUGUGUAAUGGUACUUGAUGAAAUGUCAAUAAAACCUAGCGAAGUGUUUGAUCCAUUAAUACAAAGAAUGAUUGGAUACUGCACUUUUCCUGCACACUCAGGAAUUGCAACAAAAGUUUUAGUUAUUUUAUUGGCAGGAAUUUCUCGUAGAUGGAAGAUUACUGUUGCUUAUUAUUUUACUGGUACGGCAGAUUGCGAAUGCAAAAUACAAGAUGUAAAUGCUACAGAAAAUGCAUUAAAAACAAUCAUUUUCACUUUAAUUGAAAAGGCAGAAAAUAUUGAUCUGCGUGUCAACUCAGUGAUCAGCGAUAUGGGCAGUGACAACAAAGCCAUGUGGAAUGCAGAAUUCGGAGUUGGUUGUACCAAAGAAUAUGUAAAAACAAGCAUUAUACACCUUGUUAGACCAGCAAAUAGAUUAUAUUUUAUUCCUGAUCCAGUACAUUUGUUUAAGAAUAUUAAACAUAUGUUGGAAAAUAAUAAAAUUAUUUUCCUGCAGAUAUCUGUGCCGCAAAUAAUUUAUCUAAUUCUUUAGUAGAUAUUCAACAUAUUGAAACAUUACUGCAUCAUGAGAACAAGCAUGAAUUGAAAAUAGCUUAUAGACUCAAAGAUACUAAUUUACACUGCAAAAAUCAAUAUAACAAGAUGAGAGUGUCUACCGCUAGUUCAGUUUUAAAUAAAAGAACAGAAACAGCAUUAAAAACUUAUGCCAAUUAUAUAAGUGAUAAUUUAUUUGAAACUACAGCUUUUCUUAUUAAUCUUGUGGAUCGUUGGUGUUAAUUGAUGUGGACUGUAUAUAAAAAUGUUAAAUUGAAGCAAUUAUUGCACAAAAUAAAGUCUUUAUUUUAAUAUU
This is a messenger RNA of Solenopsis invicta (red fire ant), 2451 nucleotides long. Its product is annotated as THAP domain-containing protein 5. The transcript is spliced from 3 exons. The coding region runs from base 16 to 1392 and encodes 458 amino acids. The record is from RefSeq and is a predicted model, not a curated record. Lineage: Eukaryota; Metazoa; Arthropoda; Insecta; Hymenoptera; Formicidae. Gene Ontology annotation, molecular function: sequence-specific DNA binding.